UACAGAACCACCAUCCCUCAACGAUUAAGUUGCAUAUUUCACUCAUCAAUAUCGCGCACUCUACUUUCCAAUAUGCCUCCCAAAAUCUUCAUCACCGGCGUGACAGGCUACAUCGCGGGCGACGCCCUGCACGUCCUCCACCAGGCCCACCCGGACUACUCGUACGCCGCGCUCGCCCGCACGCAGGAGAAAGGCGACAAAGUCAAAGCCGCGUACCCCAACGUCCGCAUCGUCCUAGGCGACCUAGACAACAGCGAAAUCCUAGAAGCCGAGGCGCGCAAAGCGGACAUCGUACUGCACGCCGCCGACGCAUCGGACCAUGAGGGCGCGGCGAAGGCCAUUGCCAAGGGCCUCGCGGAGGGGCAUUCGAAGGAGAAUCCUGGCUUUUGGUUGCAUACGGGCGGGACUGGGAUUUUGACCUAUUUUGAUUCCCGGGAUGAGCGGUUUGGCGAGUGGGAUGAGAAGGAGUUUGAUGAUUGGAGUGGCGUGGAGGAAUUGACGAAUUUGCCGGACGAGGCUUUUCAUCGUAAUGUCGACAAGAUUGUCCUUGAGGCUGGCGUUAAGUAUGCGGACUCGGUCAAGACGGCUAUCGUCUGUCCUCCUACCAUUUACGGCAAAGGGCGAGGCCCAAUCUCCGGACGCAGUCGGCAGGCUUACGAGCUUACCAAGGUCGUGCUUCAGAAGGGGUAUGCACCGAUUACUGGGAACGGCAAGGCACGUUGGAACAAUGUGCACGUCCACGACCUUUCGGAUCUCUUCGUCCUUCUCGUUGAAGCGGCUGUGGCGAAGAAACUCGACGCAGAACUCUGGGGUGCCAAGGGCUACUAUCUCGCCGAGCAUGGCGAGCACGUCUGGGCCGAUCUGUCGAAGUUGAUUGCAAAGACGGCAGCGGAGAAGGGGUAUAUUGGGAAGGACUGGAAGGAGUAUCAAAUGGACCAGAAAGAGGCCUUUGACAUUGCCGAUUUCCAGGCCCUUUCGUGGGGUCUGAACUCCCGAGGGAAGGCGGAGCGUGCCAGCAAGUUGCUCGGAUGGAAGCCUCAUCGGGUGAGUAUUGAAGAGGAGGUGCCGAAGAUUGUGCAGGAGGAGAAGGACAGGCUGGGCUGAGCUAUCGUUCAAGCCGUGGUCUCAUGCCGCUUCGUAGCCGUGAAGAUAUACAGUAUCGGAUCCUGCAAAUACUCCUCCCAGAACUCCCGAUCUCCUCUAACAACCGGCGUCUCCUCCCAGCGCACAUUCGUAAACGCCUCAAAGUACUUUCCAGCAACCUCCAUCGACCCAUCGUAAUACGCGUCUAACGCCAGCGACUCAAACUCCAACACCGGCUCGGUCAACAUGC
Molecule: messenger RNA, 1333 nt
Organism: Neohortaea acidophila
Lineage: Eukaryota; Fungi; Ascomycota; Dothideomycetes; Mycosphaerellales; Teratosphaeriaceae
Exons: 2
Coding region: 73-1104 (343 amino acids)
Molecular function (GO): NAD binding; oxidoreductase activity, acting on the aldehyde or oxo group of donors, NAD or NADP as acceptor
Source: RefSeq, a predicted model, not a curated record